Myripristis murdjan (pinecone soldierfish) is the source of this 3290-nucleotide messenger RNA. It is a transcript of the gene crot, whose product is annotated as carnitine O-octanoyltransferase. Gene Ontology annotation, cellular component: peroxisome. Gene Ontology annotation, molecular function: carnitine O-octanoyltransferase activity. Bases 160 to 1998 code for a protein of 612 amino acids. The transcript has 17 exons. The record is from RefSeq and is a predicted model, not a curated record. Lineage: Eukaryota; Metazoa; Chordata; Actinopteri; Holocentriformes; Holocentridae.
UUCACUGGGGUAAAGGUGAGGGUAGUUGCUGCUGCACACACACUCUGACACACACAAACGCUCAGCUCACAACAACAGAGAGGAACUUGGUGUGUGCAGCGAGCAGCCACGAGCAGUAUUCAUCUGCGCAGAACGACAUUAAUAUCCUGACGGGAAGAAAUGGCUAACCAAGUGUCAGAGUCUCUGUCAGAGCGGACCUUCCAGUACCAAGACAGCCUGCCACCGCUGCCCGUCCCGUCGCUGGAGAGCAGCCUGUCCAAGUACCUGGAUGCAGUGCGUCCCUUUGCAUCUGAGGAAGAGUACCAGGCCACCGUGGACACUGUGAGGAAAUUUAAAGAGGGCGUUGGUCCACACCUGCAUAAGAAACUGCUGCAGAGAGCCAAGACUAAGAGGAACUGGCUGGAGGAGUGGUGGUUUGACACUGCAUAUCUGGAGGUCCGUAUUCCUUCUCAGCUGAAUGUGAACUUUGGGGGCCCGGCGCCCUACCUGGAGCACUACUGGCCUCCUACAGAAGGGACUCAGUUGCAAAGGGGCAGUAUAAGCUUGUGGCACACACUACAGUACUGGGACCUGAUUCGCACGGAGAGGCUCGCUCCUCAUAAGAGUGGCACCUCGCCACUCGAUAUGAGCCAGUACAGGAUGUUGUUCUGCACCUGCAAAGUGCCUGGAGUUAAAAAGGACACGAUCCAGAACUACUUUAAAACAGAGAGCGAGGGUCCUUGCCCCUCACAUGUGGUGGUGAUGUGUCGAGGACGGAUUUUCACGUUUGACGCUGUUCACGAUGGACAAAUCCUCACUCCCCCAGAACUGUUCAGGCAGCUGAGCUACGUGAAAGAGAGCUGUGAGGGACAACCAGAGGGAGACGGAGUUGCUGCCCUGACCUCAGAGGAGAGGACGCGCUGGGCGAAGGCCAGGGAGUAUCUGAUAAGCAUCGAUCCGGCUAAUGAGACCAUCCUGGAGACCAUCCAGAGCAGCCUGUUCACCGUCUCUCUGGAUGAUGCGAAACCCUACUCCACCCCAGAGAACUACACAAAUAUGACCCUGGAGGCCCUUACAGGCGACCCAACCAUCCGCUGGGGAGACAAAUCUUACAAUUCCCUCUCAUUUGCAGAUGGCACUUUUGGAUCCAUUUGUGACCACGCGCCAUAUGAUGCCAUGGUGCUUGUAGCCUUCUGUCACUAUGUGGACCAGCACAUCAAAGAUGCAGAAGGCAAAUGGAUGGGCUCAGACACGGUCAGACCCAUGCCGCUUCCUGAGGAACUGGUGUUUACUGUGGAUGAAAAAGCGCGGCGUGACAUCAGCCACGCCAAACAACAAUACCUAGAGACGACACAGAACCUGCAGCUGGUGUGUUACGCCUUCACCUCCUUUGGAAAAGCAGCCAUCAAACAGAGGAAGCUGCAUCCUGACACCUUUGUUCAACUGGCGAUGCAGUUAGCCUACUACAGAAUGCAUGGAGGGCCAGGCAGCUGCUAUGAGACGGCGAUGACUCGCAAGUUCUACCACGGCCGGACUGAGACCAUGCGAACCUGCACCCAGGAGGCAGUGCACUGGUGUCAGGCCAUGCUGGACCCCACAUGCACUGCUGAUGCUCGGAGGAAAGCCCUGCUGCUGGCCUUUAACAAGCACAACAAACUGAUGGCUGAGGCCCAGAAUGGAAAAGGUUUUGACAGACAUCUGCUUGGGCUGUAUCUGAUCGCCAAAGAGGAAGGGCUUCCCACUCCAGAUCUCUUCAUGGAUCCCCUUUAUGUUAAGAGCGGUGGCGGUGGAAACUUUGUGUUGUCGUCCAGUCUGGUGGGCUACACCAGGGUCCUGGGUGCUGUGGCCCCCAUGGUGCCACAGGGAUACGGCUUCUUCUACCGCAUCACGGAUGACAGAGUUGUGCUCUCCAUCACAGCAUGGAAGUCGGACCCACAGACGUGCGCCGAGACCCUGUUCAGGAACCUGUGUGGCUCCAUGCACGAUAUUCUCCAGCUGGCCACCACGUCGCAGCUGUAAAUGUGCGGCAGCAGCAGGUGGAGGAGCUGAUCACAUGCCUGGUUCAGCCUGUUUGCCUUUUUGCCUCACAGCCUUUGUUUCAUCAUUCAGGCACUCAGUCCACACAACCCCAGUUAUUAGCCGACAGCUAGUGAUAGUCGUUUAUUUUCUGACCUGAUCAAUGCAAUGGCACAGCAUUUGUGUAACCAGGGACGUUAUUCUGUGAUUUGGGCAUUUAAAAAAAACAUCUCUUUGUUGUUUCUUAAUAGUAUUGAAUGAGCAACUUCUAUGGUGACUAUGUAAAUUACUGUUCUUGGUGUACAUAUUUUUUUUCCCCACAGUGAUUCUAAUUGAAGGUUAAUCACAGCUAUUUAAUUAAACUUGGCAUUAUAUUAACACACAUUUAAGCUGAGCUAAAGACCUGGUGAACACAGAGCUGUUUUAUGCCGUCUGUCCCCAACAAGUAAAGGAUACCUCUAACACGGAUGCAGCUGUUAUCCAGAGGCUUGUUGGAGACAAAUUAAACUUCUGGCUAUUUUUACUCUUAGCCUUAGAUUUAGCCGACUAAGGACAUUCCAAAUAUAUCCAUAGAAUAACAAAUCAGCUGCAUCAAAACAUGUUUCUUUUAUUUUUGGAUGGGCCAUCCCUACAUAAACCUGCAUAAUUUAAAAAUGGCACACAACUCAUGGGAUUCAACAAAGUCUCAAAUGUUCAGAUAUGGGAAAAAAAAUUUGGUUUUGUGUCUAUGCAACCCCAUUAUUAAUCCAUUUAAUAGAAUUCAAAUUAUAAUAAAAAAUAAUAAAGCAUUGCUUACAGCUGCCAAGACCAAUUUUUCAGUCAUUUGUCUUGAUUUUGAUUUGUUGUUAAGAAUAAAAAAGUUAAAAGUGUCCAUUGGUUUUAUUGAUAAAAUUUAAUCACUGAAGUGCUUUGCUUUAAAAUAAAUAAGUGGCCUAUUUACUCCAGGAUAUUUUUAGGUAUUGCACAAUCAGUGCUAAGAAUUGUGUUUUGAAUCAGUUUGCUAGUUCAUGGAUCUUGUUUGAUAGCGGUGUCUUCUCUCAACCAAAACCUCAGUAACUUGAUUCCUGCACCUUAAGAGUCCUUGCAGUACUGUUGUAGUUUUCUUACGUCUGUCAAGUCAAAUAUUCAAAUAUUACUGAAUGUACAUGAGUAAUGACCGAUGUCCAAAUACCCAAAUGAGAGAUUCAGCAAGUUUGAACUUCAAUACCAUCAAAAAUGUUGCACAGUUUUUAAAUGAAUGUUAUCUGGAAAUGUUUAGUAUGACUGAUUUGACCAAUAAAAUGAGGAUAAUUUUA